This is a messenger RNA of Carassius gibelio (silver crucian carp), 1620 nucleotides long. RefSeq names its product ubiquitin-conjugating enzyme E2G 1b (UBC7 homolog, yeast) (gene ube2g1b). Bases 207 to 716 code for a protein of 169 amino acids. The transcript has 5 exons. The record is from RefSeq and is a predicted model, not a curated record. Gene Ontology annotation, biological process: proteasome-mediated ubiquitin-dependent protein catabolic process; protein polyubiquitination. Gene Ontology annotation, molecular function: ubiquitin conjugating enzyme activity. NCBI's taxonomy places the organism in Eukaryota, Metazoa, Chordata, Actinopteri, Cypriniformes, Cyprinidae.
CUGCUGUAGAAGGCAGCCAUCUAGUGACACACAGCCUUGAGGUCGGUGCCAGUAUCACAUGUGUUAGUUCUCGGCGCAUGUGAAGUAGAUAUCAAAUACACACUGUGCCGAAGUGCUGCGCGUCGAACAACUUUGAUUGCCAACAUUGAUUUCGUCCCACUUGUGUUGGAGACAUUAUUUAUUUUGUUAACAUUAGUUCAAAUAAAAUGACUGAGCAAUCGGCCCUGCUUCUGCGAAAACAGCUAGCAGAGCUCAAUAAAAACCCAGUGGAAGGUUUUUCUGCUGGUCUGAUUGAUGAUGAUGAUAUCUAUCAGUGGGAAGUUGUCGUGAUCGGCCCUCAAGACACACUGUUCGAAGGUGGAUUUUUUAAGGCGCAUCUCAUUUUUCCUCAUGAUUACCCACUUCGGCCUCCCAAGAUGAAGUUUAUUACGGAGAUUUGGCAUCCUAAUGUCGCAAAGAAUGGGGAUGUGUGCAUCUCCAUCCUUCAUGAGCCAGGAGAGGAUAAAUUUGGUUAUGAGAAACCUGAGGAGCGUUGGCUGCCCAUCCACACCGUAGAGACCAUCAUGAUUAGUGUGAUCUCCAUGUUAGCUGACCCCAAUGGUGACUCGCCAGCCAAUGUGGAUGCAGCUAAAGAGUGGCGAGAGGAUCCCAACGGCGAGUUCAAGAGGAAAGUCGCCCGCUGUGUGAGGAAAAGCCAAGAAAUGGCAUUCGACUAGAUGCAAUAAUUGUUUCGUUUAGUACAUAUCAGUUCCCUUCUCCAUAUCUUGAGGUCAAAGACAGUUUGAGGAUUUAUUUCCGGAUUGAUUUUAAAACUCAUGACAAGCUCAUAUAAAUUGAUGCGUUUGAUCACAUUCACGUGUGGCAAAGCUUCAUCGCGUGCAUUAAAUUCUAACAAUCCCCUCUAGACAUGCCAAUUACAAUCACCUUUUAGUCACCAGUUACUUGGGUAUGCACCAUUUUGGGAUAUGAGAGCAAAGCCACCAUAGAAUAAUGUCGGAAUUAUUUAUUAUCUUAAUUAUGAUGAAAUGUACUGCAUGACACUUGUGUUUAGACUCGCUUUUUUUUAAUCUGCCACUGAGCCAUCAAUUUUGAACAAAGUCUUUUAUGCAAUUCUGGGGUGUUUUGUGCGUUUAUGGUACUAGUAGAGGCUGAUGGUCAGAAUCCAUGCUGAUUUCCCUUGUCACUGAUAUGGCGGACAGCCCUGUUCCCUAAAAAAAAAAAAAAAAAAUCUAAAACAAUACCGCAGAUGUCUCUCAGAGGGCCAUCUCUUUCUCUGCUGCCUUAAGUUGUUCUCCUAUCGGAAAGGAAAAUUGUAUUCCGUGAUGUCUAGUCGGUUUUUGAGCUGGAAUCCUCUUUUGGACAAACCAAAAAGUUCUGAUAUUUGCAUGAGACAGAUAAUAUUUUUUUGUAUAAAUGGUAAGCUCAAAAGCUGUAUUUUUUGUGUAUGUAAAUAUGAUGUAUUGUACCAUAGCUCUAUCAGUCAUUCGUUUGUGAGGUUUCCCCCCCUCCACCUGUAGUUUUGCAAUCACCGUUUAUGACUGUAUCCUGUUCACUCUUUUGUUCCCCAGUGGUCCCAUCAUGUAAUUGCUCAUUAAAACAUUUAUAGCAUUUUGUCUUACA